AUGAAGGCUUCUGUCAUUAGCACUGCCAUCUUGGCCACUGCUGCCUCUGCAGCCCCUGCUCUCGUCAAGCGCCAGAGCUCCGACAUCGAUGGUGUCAUUCUCAACUACGCAUUGACUCUCGAGCACCUCGAAGCAACCUUCUACCGUCAAGCCCUUGAGAAGUUCUCCGCCGCAGACUUCGCUGCCGCCGGGUUCAACAGCACCAACUUCUACAAGAACCUGCAGGAGAUUGGUCGUGAUGAGCAGACCCACGUCGACUUCUUGACCACCGCCCUCAAGGGAGCUGGCGUCACACCCGUCGCAGAAUGCACAUACGACUUUGGCAACCUCACCCCCGACACCUUCUUGGCCACCGCAUCCAUCAUUGAGGGUAUCGGCGUGAGCGCCUACCUCGGUGCCGCCGCUCUGAUCACCAACAAGGCAUAUGUCACUGCUGCCGGCAGCAUUCUUACUGUCGAGGCCCGCCACAAUGCCUUCUUCCGCGGAAUCGAAGGUCAAUCUCCCUUCCCCCAACCCUUCGACAUCCCCCUCGACUUCAACCAAGUCUACUCACUCGCAUCCCCCUUCAUCACCGCUUGCCCUUCCACCAACCCAGCCCUCCCCGUCAAGGCCUUCCCCGCCUUCAGCGUGAGCAAGAGCGUCACCGGCCCUAUCAAGCAAGGCGACACUAUCGAGUUCGACCUCGCAAGCGGCUGCGAGGUUCCCUCGGGCCCCCUCUACGUUGCAUUCCCCCUCGCCGACGGCCCCAUGUUCUCGUCGGCCGUCGUCAAGGACAACAAGAUUUACGCUCGCAUCCCUGUUGGCCACACUGGCCCGUCUGGCGAGGUGUACGCUAUCUUGGGUACCAACGCCACUACCAUCUCUGAUGACUACACUGUUGCUGGACCCGCUGUUGUUGAGGUGCAGAGUGGUUACCUUGCUUAG
Aureobasidium namibiae CBS 147.97 is the source of this 924-nucleotide messenger RNA. RefSeq lists its product as uncharacterized. Lineage: Eukaryota; Fungi; Ascomycota; Dothideomycetes; Dothideales; Saccotheciaceae. The record is from RefSeq and is a predicted model, not a curated record. The coding region runs from base 1 to 924 and encodes 307 amino acids. The transcript is spliced from 2 exons.